UUUUUUUUUUUUUUUUUUUUUUUUUUAAAUUAGUCAGAUCCGAACUUUUUAAAAACCAUACCAAAUGGUCCUCAAUCAAUUGUUCAAGCUUCAAACCGGAGAUUUCACACGCACGGGCACAGGUCCGCCUUUUACUCGCGACCGGCGACUCCCUGCUGCUCCACACUGCCUCAGCCUCUCACCUCGUCUCUCGCCACCUUCAACCACCGACCAACGGUGACCGAGGCCUCUCAGUUCUCACUUCGGUAUUCUUAUUUUCGAAAUGGAGGAAUCUGAGAAAAGAAGGGAAAGGCUGAAAGCGAUGCGAAUGGAAGCAAGUCGAGGAGGGAUUAAUAACGUUCCUGAGAGUUCUGAAAUUGUCAGUCAUGGCCUUUCCAAUCCUUUGAUUGAAGGUGAAACUGCAAUUACAGCUAACUAUGCUUCUCCGAGGUUCGAUUAUUACACUGACCCUAUGGCAGCAUUCUCUGCAAACAAGAGGAGUAGUCAGGUCUCUCAUCAGUCUCCACAACAAUAUUACAACACACCUCCAAGUAGCCAGGUCUCUCAUCAGUCUCCACAACAAUAUUACAACACACCUCCAAGCAGCCAGGUCUCUCAUCAGGCUCCACAACAAUAUUACAGCACGACUUCAAGACCAAAGCAUUUAGAUAGGACUCAGUCCUCAGCGUAUCAAGAUCAAUCUUUAAAAUCUCCUGGUCAGAGAAUAUUCCAAGCACCCAGUGCCUUUCACAAUUAUGGUCCUGUCAGGAGCCCAUCAGCCAGUUCUCCGGGUAGAAAUCCUCUGAGCACAUGGGGUGCAUUUAACUAUAGCGGUUCAUCUAAUUUGCCGAGAGGCAGUAACUUCAUGAGUCCGGGCUUUGGACAAGGAGAUACUCCUAAUUUCAGUUAUGGCCGGGGCAGAGGUCAAAUGUACAACAGCAGUCCCUCGUAUGGUUCAGGACGUGGAGCGAGUCCAUAUCCCGAUUCCGGAAGAAGCAGGGGUAGAUCAUCAGGUUAUAAUAGCAUGAGUCCUGGUUCAGGACAGAGAGGAAGGAGAGGUGCAAGUUCGCAUAGUCCUGUCUCAGCAGAGCUAAGACCAGAUCUAUACUACAACCACGAAAUGAUCGAAGACCCCUGGACGGAGUUGAACCCUGUUAUUUGGAAGAGUCAAAAUGUUAACCCAAAUUCUGAGAAAUCGUCACUUCCAAAAUCCAUUAGCAUGAAGAAACCUAAGGGUUCAUCAGAAUCUUCGAAUAGAUCAACUUCUGAGCCAAGCCUUGCUGAAUACCUGGCUGCCUCGUUCAGUGAAGCAGCCAACAAGUAGGCUGGUGAUGAUUAGCCCAGCCAGCAUAUGGAGAUUGUACUUUCCUGGCUAGCCCACUUCCUACCAAUGCAUCGGGUGGGCUGGCAUUUGCUGUAAUGAAAACAUCAAGAAAUGAACGCAGGUGGAUAUAAUUUGCAUUCGAUACAUUUCCAAUUGUAGAACAUCUGGUUGUAAAGUGUUAUCUAGUAGCUAACCUUUUUUUUUCUAGCUAAACUGUGUCGAACGAUUGUAGCAAUGAUUUUCAUUUUUUCUUCCAGUAAAAGUUUAAAGAAUCUUUAGAAGUGAUAAUUGUGGUGGUAA
Molecule: messenger RNA, 1603 nt
Organism: Olea europaea var. sylvestris
Lineage: Eukaryota; Viridiplantae; Streptophyta; Magnoliopsida; Lamiales; Oleaceae
Product: protein SICKLE-like
Exons: 3
Coding region: 263-1303 (346 amino acids)
Biological process (GO): miRNA processing; mRNA splicing, via spliceosome
Source: RefSeq, a predicted model, not a curated record